Hibiscus syriacus is the source of this 576-nucleotide messenger RNA. RefSeq names its product protein ENHANCED DISEASE RESISTANCE 2-like. The record is from RefSeq and is a predicted model, not a curated record. Lineage: Eukaryota; Viridiplantae; Streptophyta; Magnoliopsida; Malvales; Malvaceae. The coding region runs from base 1 to 576 and encodes 191 amino acids. The transcript is spliced from 2 exons.
AUGUGUUACAUUGCUGAUUGGAAACAAAUGUUGACUGGUUCAAAGUCGAUAAAGCCACAGAUAAAAUUGCACUGCAUCCAAAGUCUCAAGUUCAGUCUGAAGCAGGAAAACAAACUUCCAUUUGUCCUUGUGAUUAAUCUUGAGAUUCCUGCAAAACCGAACUAUAGUUUGGUCCUCUAUUAUGCUGUUGACCGUCUUGUGAAUAACGAUUCUUUGCUGGAAAAGUUUUUGGAUGGAACGGAUGCAUUUCGUGAUUCAAGAUUUAAACUGAUACCAAGCAUUGUUGAGGGGUAUUGGAUGGUCAAGCAUGCAGUUGGAACAAAAGCCUGCUUACUUGGGAAAGCUGUUUCGUGCAAAUAUUUCAGGCAAGACUAUUUCCUAGAGAUUGAUGUGGACAUUGGAUCAUCAUCAGUAGCAAGAAGUGUUAUUGGCCUUGUCCUUGGAUAUGUCACAAGCUUAGUAGUAGAUCUUGCAAUACUAAUAGAGGCAACGAAGAGGCAGAACUACCAGACUAUUGACAUUUUGGUUUCUACAUUCACUGAUAUUUCUUCUCCAAAGUUUGACAUGGAACUUUGA